CCUCUGCAGGCUGCAGCCCCAGCGCCCGGCGCGAUGUCGGUGACGUUUGAGGAUGUGGCCAUGUAUUUCUCCCCAGCGGAGUGGGCGCUGCUGGGCGAGGAGCAAAAGCAACUUUACAGACACGUCAUGUGGGAAAAUUACCAGACUCUGGUCUCAUUAGGAAUCAAAACUCCCAAGCCAGUGGUGAUCUCCAGCAUAGAGCAAGGGGAAGAUCUGUGUGUGCAGGGUCCUACAGAAGAUGAAGAUGGGGACAUUCUUAGAGGAACCCACCCAGAUUUUUCAGAUGCAGAGGAGACCUGGGACUGGCCAGCAAUUGAAAGCUCCUUGGGCUUCUUCCUCACACAAAGCUCUUCCCCUGGAGCAGCUUUUACCAUCCACAAGAGAAUCCACUCGGGAGAGAGACCCUAUGCGUGCGCUGAGUGUGGAAAGCAAUUUAUGGAUUCGUCAACAUUUCGUAAUCAUCAGAGAAUCCACUCAGAAAAGAGACCCCAUCGCUGUAACCAAUGUGGGAAAGGCUUCAAACUUACAUCAAAUCUUACGAGGCACCAGAAAAUCCACAGCGAAGAGAGACCCUUCUUGUGUCAUGAGUGUGGGAAAAAGUUCUGCCUACGAGAACAUCAUCUCACUCGCCACCAGAGAAUCCACACUGGAGAGAAACCCUAUUGCUGCACUGAGUGUGGGAAAAGUUUCACCCAAUUGUCAGGCCUCACCAACCACCUGAGAAUCCAUUCAGGAGAGCGACCCUAUCCCUGCACUCAGUGUGGGAAGUGCUUUGCUCACUCAUCAUCUCUCACUGAACAUCUGAAAAUCCAUUCAGGAGAACGACCAUAUUCCUGCAUUGAGUGUGGGAAGCACUUUGCUCGCUCAUCAUCUCUUACUCAGCAUCAGAGAACCCACUCAGGAGAGCAACCAUAUUCCUGCGCUCAGUGUGGGAAGCGCUUUGCUCGCUCAUCAUAUCUUACUAAACACCAGAGCAUCCACUCAGGAUAG
Molecule: messenger RNA, 990 nt
Organism: Emys orbicularis (European pond turtle)
Lineage: Eukaryota; Metazoa; Chordata; Testudines; Emydidae
Product: zinc finger protein 3-like
Exons: 6
Coding region: 34-990 (318 amino acids)
Biological process (GO): regulation of DNA-templated transcription
Source: RefSeq, a predicted model, not a curated record